UCGGUCAGUUUUCUCCCGCGAGUUGCACGCGCGCGUUCUUUCGUUAGAACCGUUUCCGCGUCGUACAGUCUUUAGGCACCACAGCCUCGAGAAAUAGGAUCGACAUAGUGUUGGGAUAAGAACGAUUUCUCUCCGCAUCCUGGAUUUCCGCAGGACGGAGGAGCCGCACUGUUCAUCAUGCACCAUCGACUAUCAAGGUCGCUGGGGCUUCUAAUAUUUAUUAUAGCAGCACAUGUGCACGAUACUUCCGCAAAACACCAUCAUAUAAAAUUAAGGCACGGAAGGCAUCGUCGACAACACGGCGGGAGUUAUCUGCCCAGCAACUUCGUGCUGGACACGGACGAGUCCGAGAGGGGCAACUGGGGACCAUGGUCGAACCCCAGCUCCUGUUCGCGCUCCUGCGGCGGCGGAGUCGCCCAUCAGACCAGACAGUGUCUCGACAUAGAUGACAGUGGUCAUGACAGGUGUACGGGCGCUGCCAGGAGAUUCUUCUCGUGUAAUGUUCAGGAGUGUCCCGGCGAGCAGACGGAUUUCCGAGCGGAGCAGUGCGCGGAGUUCAACAACGUGCCCUUCGAGGGAGUGUAUUAUGAUUGGAUUCCGUACACCGGAAGUCCGAAUAAAUGCGAACUGAAUUGUAUGCCGCGCGGCGAGCGAUUCUUCUACAGGCACAAAGUCUCCGUGGUCGACGGCACUCCUUGCGAAGCUGAAAAGAACGAUGUUUGCGUCGAAGGCAGAUGCAUGCACGUCGGAUGCGAUAUGAUGUUGGGUAGCGAUGCAAGAGAAGACGCGUGCAGAGAAUGCGGGGGUGAUGGCUCAGAUUGCAAUACCGUUACAGGCUCAUUCGAUACAGAUGAUCUCCAAGUGGGUUACAUCGAUAUUCUGCUUAUCCCUGAAGGCGCGACAAAUAUCGCCAUAAGAGAAAUACAGCCGUCAAACAAUUAUCUUGCCAUACGCAACACUUCGGGACAUUAUUAUCUAAACGGAAACUGGAGGAUAGACUUUCCUCGCAGCUUACGCUUUUCUGGCACGACCUUCCAUUAUGCCAGAAAUCCCCAAGGAUUUGCAGCACCUGAUACUAUCACCGCCUUGGGACCGACGAACGAACCCAUUUAUGUCGUGUUACUCUACCAAGAUCGCAACGUGGGUGUGCAGUACGAGUACAGUAUACCGAAGAAGUUCUCGACGCGCACGGAUCCGGAUAGCUACACUUGGGUAACCGACGAAUUCUCUAGUUGCAGCACCAGUUGCGGCAGAGGCUACCAAUCAAGACGGGUGGCCUGCGUGCGAAGGCGCGACAAUCAGCAGGUGGAUGAGAACCUGUGCGAUCCGCAAUUGGAACCGGCUGACACGCAAAGCUGCAACGAGGAUCCGUGUCCGGCCAUGUGGGUGGAAGGUCCAUGGACUCCUUGCACGAAACAGUGCGGCGAGGGGGGCGAGCAGACCAGGGAGAUCAAAUGCGAGCAGGUCCUCGGGGGUGGGAUAGCUUCCGUGGUAGAUGACUCUCAAUGCCUGGAAAAGGUGGGGCCGAAGGGAUCUACCAAACAGGAAUGCAACAGAGACGUGGAUUGUCCGCAAUGGCACGAGGGGCCCUGGAAGCCCUGUGAUCAUAUAUGCGGACCUGGUAAGCAAACCAGAACAGUGACAUGCUACAGAAAGAUCGACGGCAAAAUCGAUGUAUUGGAAGAUGAGGCGUGCGAAACAGAAGCGCCUGAACGUGAGAAAGCUUGCGAGCUAAGACCUUGCGCUGGUCUCGAUUGGAUUACUUCGGACUGGAGCGGAUGCGAAGAGAAAUGCGAUCUUACCAAAGAAACCAGAACAGCCCAGUGCGCUACCCAGGACGGUACAGUUUAUUCAGAUGACUUGUGCGACGUCGAGAAGAAGCCAGAAUUGGAAAGAGAGUGCGAGAAAGCCAAAGAUUGCGACUUUCUAUGGUAUAGCUCGCAAUGGAGCGAGUGUUCGGCAAAAUGUGGAUCCGGCGUUCAGACGCGCAAAGUGUUCUGUGGCACUUUCAAGGAUGAUACUGUGAAGAAAGUUCCGGAUGAAAACUGCGAUCCUGAAAAUAAAUUUGAAGAUACCAAAAAUUGUACCGCCAAGGAGCCAUGCAAAGGCGAGUGGUUCGCAGGACCUUGGAGCAAGUGUUCGCAGCCAUGUGGUGGCGGUGACAUGACCCGUAAGGUGAUUUGCAUGCAGGAUAACAAGACAGUAUCUGUGAGCCAAUGUAACGCCGACACCAUCAUGUUCUCCUCUGAAAAGUGCAAUGAUCAACCUUGCGAAGAAGGCGUGACACCAAUCGCCGAUGGAACAGAGAAACCGGAAGAGGAGGAGGAGGAGGAGUGUGAAGACGAGGAGGAAGAGGAAGAAAAAGGUGCCAUUGAAGGCGCUCUCCCAGCGGGGAAAGCAAGCAAAAUAAUCGAUCAAACGGAAGUGACACCCCUCAGUGAGCCGUUUAGCGAAAGUGAUAUUUACAGUACCAUGUUUAGCGAUUCAACGAGAGGCGAUAUAUCGCCUUCCGAGCUCGGUAGCGGCGAGGGCAGCGGCGACGACGAUUUUACCAUGCUUAGCACCGACUUGUUUAGCGGCAGCAAUACUGACUCCACCAUCGAGAGCGAAAGUCCGGCAAGUGGAAUUACGACGGAAGGCAAAACCGGUACGACAGAAUUCGGGACCGAAGUGACUGAAUCGUCGGAUAUCACCGAAGGAAUUGAUACAACGUUUGAAGGAUCCGGGACUACCAUUGAAGAGGAGUCUAGCAUAAGUUCUGAGGAAGGAUCUGGCGCAAGUGCAUCUACAGAUACAUUAACAGAUGAAACUACAGCAGAAAGCUCUCAAACAUCGGCUGUAACAGAAUCCGGCAGUACUGAAUCGGCGGUAACGAAAGGGUCGACGGAUUCUUCCGCUACUACCUCCAGCGAAACCGCUAGUAGUGCGGAGAGCGUAUCAACCAUCACUGAAAGUUCGGUAUCGACAAUCGAGUCCAGCGACGCGACGACUGGCUCCGAAACGACCGGAUCGGCUAAUACCGAUGUUACUACCGGUUCUGCGGAAACUGAAACGACGGAUACGGAUACUACUGGUACGGCAACAACCGAUUCGACGGAAACGCAGACGACGCCAACUACCGAUACCACAGAAUCCACAGACACGACUGAAUCCACGGAAUCCCCGCCAACUACAUCCUCGUCAGAGACGGAGACCACAAAUACGGAACAAACAGAAACCACUGGAAGUGACGAGACUACGGAAUCCAGCACUGCAUCCGAAACUGAAGUGACGACUACCGAAGUUUCCCAACUGACGACCGAUGAAAAAAUACCAGGCGAGGGCACCAACAAACCGGAGAAAGGCGAAGACGAUGACGUUACAUCGGCGUCGCCAGAAAGCUCGGCUUCCACCGAAGGAACCGAUGUCACUACAACAGUUAGCAAUACGGAAGAAACGACUGUUUCCGGAACGAGCUCGUCGGAUGAGACCGAAACUACCGGCAGCGAAGUAACCGGAACAACCGAAUCGGGACAAACCACGGUAUCAGGAGAGACCACUGAAUCUGGCGCUAGCACGGAAUCAGCUGAGACAACGGAAUCCGGCGGAACUGCGACCACCGAACCGGGCGCGACGACAGAAUCGGGUGCGACGACGGAGUCUGGCGAGACUACUGAAUCUGGACAGACGACCGAAUCGGGCGAGACCACAGAAUCUGGACAGACAACCGAGUCGGGCGAGACCACUGCGUCCGGUGAAACGACCGAAUCAUCGGCCACAACAUCGUCCCUCGAGGAGACCACCGAGACAGAAGUUACAUUCUCCACGAUCAGCGGAGAAACCGAUCUUACUGACAAAACUCACGUCACCGAGAUAUGGACGACUAUCUUCCCCGGAACUACGAAGCGGCAAUGCAAACCGAGGAAGAAUUGCAAGAAGACGCCGUUCGGAUGUUGCUACGACGGCAUCACCGCCGCUCAGGGACCGUUCGGUCAAGGUUGCCCGACACCGCAGACGUGUAACGAAACACGAUAUGGUUGUUGUCCCGAUGGCGUUUCGCCAGCCACCGGUUCGAAGAACAAAGGUUGCCCUGCCUCUCAUUGUAACGAAUCGCUCUUCGGUUGCUGCCCCGACGGCGUCACUACGGCGCAAGGCAAUGAUUACGAGGGAUGCACGAAACCAUGCAAUGAAACAGAGUUUGGAUGUUGUCCAGACAAUGAGACUGCAGCUAGCGGAAAAGAUAAUUUGGGCUGUUGUAAUGUUACCAAGUUUGGCUGUUGUCCAGACAAUAUUAGAGUCGCUUCCGGUCCUGAUGGCGAAGGUUGCGAAGAAGUCACUUCUGAAACAUCACAAACGGAGAUAUACGUAACAACAAUGUCGAGUGAAGACUGUGUAAACACCACCUACGGUUGCUGUCCCGAUGGUAUCACCAUUGCAAACGGCACGAAUUUCGCGGGAUGCGGCGUCAUUAACAAUGAAAAUUGCAGCGCAUCCUACUUUGGAUGCUGUCCUGAUGAAGUUACCGCAGCUCUUGGACCAGACAACUAUGGCUGUCGCAUGCCAUGUCAUGACAGUGCUCAUGGAUGCUGCGAGGAUGGUGUAACGCCGGCGCACGGACCGAACAACGAGGGCUGCUGCUUAUCAACUCCAUACAAGUGCUGUCCGGAUAACAUUCUGCCGGCUCGCGGACCGAACUUCUAUGGCUGCGGUUGCCAGUAUACAAGAUUUAGUUGCUGUCCGGAUAACUCGACGGUAGCGCGUGGACCAAACAACGAAGGUUGCGGCUGUCAAUACACAACUCACGGUUGCUGCCCGAACCGAUUCACCCCCGCGAGCGGACCGCAUUUCGAGGGAUGCCCGUGCUAUACUUAUCAGUUCGGAUGCUGCCCCGACGGCGUUACCAUCGCAAAAGGCUCUCAUGGUCAAGGCUGCGGAUGCAAGAAUACAAAAUACGGAUGCUGUUCGGAUAACAGAACUCCGGCCGAAGGACCGAACUUUGCCGGAUGCGCUUGCGACGCGUCAAAGUAUGGAUGCUGUCCAGACGGAAUCGAGGAAGCUCAAGGAGAAAACUUUGAGGGUUGUCCUACGGUACCUUCGAUGCCUGGCGCCGCAUGUGGCUUGAAGAAAGACAGAGGCUCCUGCAGGGACUUCACGGUCAAAUGGUUCUAUGACACCGAUUACGGCGGUUGUUCGAGAUUCUGGUACGGUGGUUGCGAGGGUAACGAGAAUCGAUUCAAAACACAGGAAGAGUGCAAAGAGAUUUGCGUUCAGCCCAAAGGAAAAGCUGCUUGCUUUUUACCGAAGAUCGCUGGUCCUUGCGAAGGAUAUCAUCCGACGUGGUAUUUUGACUCCGGUAGGAAGCAGUGCGGUCAAUUUAUUUACGGCGGUUGUCUUGGAAAUGCUAAUAAGUUUAAAUCUAGAGAAGAGUGCGAAGAACUUUGCGUCACGCCGGAUAACAUUGAACCUUGCGAUCAGCCGAAAGAAGAAGGUCCAUGCGCAGGUAAUUUCACAAGAUGGUACUUCAAUCGAGAAUCACAGGCUUGCGAGCAAUUUAAUUACGGUGGUUGCAAAGCGAACGACAACAACUUCCCCACAGAAGUCGCUUGUCAUCAGCAGUGCUUACAGCCAGGCCGACAAAAAGAUAUUUGCACAUUGCCGCGGGCGGAGGGUACAUGCGCAGAGAAGCAAUCUCAAUGGUACUUUGAUCAAUCAGAAAACCGCUGCAUGCCGUUCUAUUACACUGGCUGUGGUGGCAAUAAAAAUAACUUUGAAUCUAGAUCUGCAUGCGAGUCUGAUUGCCCGUCUAAGAUCGAGCAAGACAUCUGCCUGCUGCCGGCUCUUAUGGGAGACUGUCGAAAUUAUGUUCAACGAUGGUAUUACGACUCCUACGAGGGACAGUGCCGACAGUACUAUUACGGCGGAUGUGGCGGGAAUGAGAAUAACUUCCAGACUGAACAGGACUGCACCAACAGGUGCAAACAGACGCUGUCUACGGCGCCUCCGGCGGGACUAGAAUUCCGAAAAGAAUUCUGCUUCCUGCCUGACGAGCAUGGACCAUGUUCCGACAACCAGAUCAAAUGGUUCUACGACAGUCGAGAUGGCAUUUGUAAACAAUUCCGUUACGGUGGCUGUCAGAGCAACGGCAAUAACUAUAACACUCGCGAAGAGUGCGAGUACCGCUGCGGAGAGGUUCAAGAUGCUUGCGCAUUACCGAAGGUGAUCGGCCCUUGCAACGGCUUCGUGAAACAAUUCUACUACGAUCAACGCACCGAUUCCUGCCAAGAGUUCGAGUACAGCGGUUGUCAAGGCAACAAGAAUCGUUUCCAGGAUGAAGAAUCCUGCGAGAGGAAAUGCAAGCGGCAGACAGAAGUUAUUCGACCAACCAUAACAGCCCCGCCGGUCGCAGAAUCAAAGAGCCCGAUCUGCUUGGCGCCAGUCGAGGCUGGCAGUUGCAACGAUUCUAUCACUGCGUACUAUUAUGAUGCGCAACAUCAGACGUGUCAAGCGUUUAUUUACGGCGGUUGUGGCGGAAACCCCAAUCGAUUCCAGACCGAAGAACAGUGCGAGCGACUCUGCGGGAGAUUCCACGGACAAGAUAUGUGCAAUCUUCCUAUGGACUCCGGCCCGUGCAGAGGCGUUUUCCAGAAAUAUUACUAUGAACCGAGUACGCGCACCUGCCGCGAAUUCACUUACGGCGGAUGCGACGGCAAUGCGAACAGAUUCAGUACCAUCGCUGAGUGCGAGUCUAUUUGCAUACAUCAUGAAGAACCCGUACAACCUGGAAAUGACACCAACGUUUCGAAUCUGUCGAUCUGUAAAGAACCGGUCGACAGCGGAUCCUGCACUUCCGGUGCAUACAAGCGAUUCUACUACGACGAAGAAUACCAAACAUGCCGGGCGUUUAUUUAUACCGGAUGCGGUGGCAAUAGCAACAGAUUCAAGACUUUCGAAUCUUGCAUUAACACUUGUCUUAGGACGAGCAACGAAAUUGACGUGGACUCGAACGAUUCGAAAGAUAUAUGCGCUGAGGCUAAAGAAGAGUGUGACAUCAUCCGUUGUCCGUACGGCAAAGAGCAAUACGUGGAUUCUCAGGAUUGCGAACGCUGCCGUUGCGUUGAUCCUUGCAGGGCGAAGAUUUGUCCUAAUGGUACUCGAUGCGCCAUUACGUUGGUCGCCACGCAAGACGGCACGGAAUACAACGGCGUUUGUCAAUCAAUUGUUAAACCCGGCCGCUGCCCGAAAGUGUCCAACAGCACGAGAUGCGAGCAAGAAUGUGUCACAGACGCGGAUUGUACUGGCGAAUGGAAAUGCUGUAACAGCGGCUGCGGCACGUCCUGUUUGGAACCCGCGCCGGAGGAACCCCUGACAACGGCGCGGACCGCUGUCACCCCGCCGCUAUACGGCGGAGAGCCUGCAAAGAUUCAAGAGCCCGAGGAGCCGCAAGUGAGCGCGCAGGAGGGUGGCUACAUCACGCUAAAAUGCGUCGCGCUAGGAACACCCAGGCCAAUCAUCACGUGGAGAAAGGAUACUACAUUGAUUGGACCUUCCGAGGAAAGGCGGCGUAUACUACUCGACGGAUCUCUUCAGAUUAUCAACUUAUACACUUACGAUCGAGGGACUUACGUGUGCACUGCUGAUAACGGCUUAGGGCCGCCGGUAAGAGCGGAGUAUCAAUUGGAUGUUACAGAACCACACGAGCUCUCCGUCGAAAUCAUUGGCGAUCCCGACACUCGCAUAACGGUGACGAUGAACUCGCCGAUAGCUCUGCAUUGUUACGCCAUGGGAUGGCCAAGGCCACACGUCACUUGGUGGCGCGGCGACCAAAUGUUACCUCUGACUUCCAGCAAUUUCGAGCAGGGCACCGACUAUAGCCUUCUGAUACGCUCGGUAGACCUGACUAGCCUCGGCAUUUACACCUGCCAGGCGUUCAAUGGCAUCGGCACACCGGCCUCCUGGUCGGUGAUCUUGCAGGCGAUCGGCCCGGUCUUCAGUUUUAAACCCGAACACGAAGAGUACAACAAAUACCUUGUUCAACCCCCGAGAAGACCCACCAGUGAAAAACCGCAGUAUCCUUACAGACCCAUCAGAACGCAGUCUCCCGAGGCUCAGACCUACGCCCCUGCUUAUCCCACAAGAUCUCACAUCCCUCACGUUAUCCCUCUUGAAACCACCACCGGCGAACCAUCCGCUAGGUACAAAGUGCCGGUCAAAGUCAACGUAUCGCUGGAGCAAACGCAAUUCCCUGAAGGCAGUGAUAUAAGUCUUCCCUGCAAGGUGGAUGGCUAUCCAAUUCCGCGUGUGCUGUGGUAUAAGGACGAUCAACUUAUUCAGACGGACAAUCGAAUAAAGAUUUCAGAGCUCAAUCGACUUAUCAUCAGUGAUGCAAAUCGAGAGGAUUCUGGUCAAUAUCGAUGCGAAGCGACUAACGAAUAUUCUUCGAGUUCCGACAGCGUAGAAAUACGCGUUGCAGGUAUCUUUAUUCAUCCGCAUUGCCAGGAUAAUACGUUCUUCGCCAAUUGCAAGCUUAUCGUAGCGGCCAAGUAUUGCACGCACAAGUAUUACGCGAAGUUCUGCUGCCGUUCGUGCACGGAGGCCGGUCAACUGCCAGCGAGAGGACCUCAUAUCGACAACUCGAGAAGAAGAAGAAGAUCCGUUUUGCGAAUGCUCGUCUAAGAUGCCAAAUCGACUCUUCGGUAUUUCCGACACACGUGAUAGCACAUAUCGAUUCUGAAUCAUGGCCGGCGGGAUUCGCGAUAAAGAAAAAGAGAGGUGAGAAAUGAAGGAAUCAUGCGCGCACCCAUCUGCCCCUAUCGGACGUGCCGAAUAAUCGACUUGUUAACUCACUGCCAAAGCCUUAGAGCGUUUAUACAUUGAUAUAAUAUAUAUUUCCAUCUAAGUGCGCGAAACCGACGCACCCGCGCGCGAUCGGCUUACGCGAUCCCGCAUAUCGACGUUUCUAUCCAUGUAUAUACGAUCUGACGCUGAAUCCUAGUCCGACGGAGCCAUAUUAGGUGGAUUAAUUAACUCGUUCUUAAGAGACUAGUGGAAACGUCGCGACCGCACGUAUCCCUCGGACGACAUCCCGUAAUACCGAGGUAAUCACUGUCGGCUGACUAAGCGCGUAUAGAUUUACGGAUUAUGCCUGCGGGAAGUAUUGUUUCUCUGACUCGUAUUCUCCUAAGCAGAUUUUACAUGUCGUCAUAAUAACUGUGUAGUCGUAAAAUUACUCGUAGAAUAAUUAUGAUAAUUUACAACAGCGAGACAUCCUCGCGGCAUCGCGAUUAUAUUGUGAACUCCUCUUGCGCAUCAAAGAUUCAAUAAUUCCCGCGUGAUCUUGAGAAUACGAUCUGAAAAAUCUCGAUCGAUGUGACGAUAUAGCGUGACCAUUUUUUUCCUCACGCAUUAUAGCGUUGGUCAAUGAAUACACACGUGAAAUAAGAAACAAACGUCAUCGAAUAAUGUUUUCUCGCCUAAAAUAAUGUAUUAGGCGGAGUUUUUCUUCUUCAUUGAACGCACUAUGCUGCGUGACUAAAAAAAAAGGAACUUGUACCUUGUAAGCAUAUGCGCACGUUACGUUGUACAAUAUAAAUAGUUUAUUAUUCAAUAUGCCAUUUAUAUAUACUCUAUGAUAUUGUUAUUACUUGUUUCGUAUGGAUAUCCGCAUAUAUUACCGCGCGCCGCUGCUAACAAUAAGAUAAAUUUAUUACAUCCAUCUUUUUUUACGAAGAGAACAUUUUCAGUGUUCUUUGCAAGAAUUACUUUUCGAAGAGCGGCUGUCGAUGGGGCACAUUUCGUAUAAAAUGAAGACUUGCCUUCAAUUUUGUAUUCACUUGAGAAUUUUUCUAUUCACAGACUUCUUUAAAAAUAAAAAUGCUCUCAAAUGGACAUACAAUUUAGAUUAUAUCUAAGAGAUUGAUUAUAUUCAUUGAGAAUAAUUUGGACAAUUUGUCUUUCCGGUGAACGUAAAAUCGAGACUGACUCUAAAUGUUCACUCGAGGCCUCGCCGUCUGAGAGCAACUCUCGAAAGUAAAAUUCUGACUCAAAUACAAAAUCUAAAUACGGAUAUAUAGACAUGUAAUUGUAUUUGUGUGACGUGAUCUUGCACUCGAAUUAAAAUAUCUACGUGCGUCGCGUCACAUCUUUCACUUGUCGUUGCGUAACAUAUAUGUACAGACGAUUUUCUAUCUUACCCAACAAUCGGUAAUCGCGCCCACGCGCAGACCUGUUGCAUUUAACGUUUGUUCCUGAGACAUUUAUAAUCGUAACUAUUAAUUACACGCUAUUUACUAUCUGUAGACGCGUCGUCAUUUAUGAUGCAUCGGGUAGAUCGUAGAGAUUCCAAGUCGAUUAGAAGGAUAAAAAGGAAGAGAAAAAAGGUACCAAAACGCAUUUAUACACACACACACAUCGUAAGUGUAAGUCGUGAGAUCGUUACCGAUCAGAAUUCGACGUAUCGCGAGCCUCCAGGACACGACUCUCUUGAUUGUUCCGUACUUGAACCGAUUCAGUCGCAGUAAAAACGCAGUGCCUUAUUAGAUGACCUUCGAAAGGAUUGGGGAAAGAGUGCUGAAUAUAUACGACGUCUCGUUAGUGUAAAUAGUGACCAUGUAUCCGCAUACUUUUUUCCGAAACGCGACGCUUAUAUCGUCGUAUAUAUAUGUAUAAAAUAUAGAUUAGAUUUAUCCGGAGAACGUACUCAAUUUUCAAUUGCAAGCAAGAAUAAUAAUCGACGAAGAUAUUAAGUACUCUUCUCCUCUGUGCUCCUCUAGAUAUGACCAAGAACCACGUAAAAUCGUAGCGAAAAAUAAGUGAUCCGGUAGUGACCCAUUUAAUUAACGAUCUAGUAAGUGUAUAGGCAGUCGGACGUUGAUCAGCCGUUCCCGCAGAUCCGGAAUUAGUUACAGACGAGAAAACGGCGGACGAAGAGAACGGAGUCGCGUUAAAAAUCGUAAGGCACACAUCCUGAAUACGCGUCGUACGUCACCCACGCCAGUUCGAUCUACCGUAAAUGAUCAUUCAUAUCGUUGCGACCUCUAAACAGACGUUGCAAUUUUACGUGUGGAUGUAUGUAAUUUUCACCGUUAAUUUACCAUCGCGUGUUUCCGAUCGCAUAUCCCAGCAGAAUGGCAUAUUCUUAUAUGUACAAUGACACCGAUGUCCGUAGGUACGACCGUGGUGCGUCUUGCAACACGUUACGAUUAUUAAAUCGUAAAUGCGAUUAGUUAGCACCGUGUUUCUCGCGGUCUGGCUGGAACUUACCUCGCGCGUAACGACGUCGGCUAUCGAUAAUGAUCUGCUGUCUUCCUCGUAUCAAUAAAGCGUGUCGCUUUCGUUUCUACCUUGACGCUGAAUACAUUUCAUCACGAUCGAUACUACGAACACGGGUCUCGACACAAAGCUGACCUCUUUGUAGAAGUUUGCCAAAAAAAAAAAAA
Messenger RNA from Linepithema humile (Argentine ant), 11414 nucleotides. RefSeq names its product Papilin (gene Ppn). Gene Ontology annotation, cellular component: extracellular matrix; extracellular region. The record is from RefSeq and is a predicted model, not a curated record. Gene Ontology annotation, biological process: proteolysis; extracellular matrix organization; negative regulation of peptidase activity. Lineage: Eukaryota; Metazoa; Arthropoda; Insecta; Hymenoptera; Formicidae. Gene Ontology annotation, molecular function: serine-type endopeptidase inhibitor activity; metalloendopeptidase activity.